CUUUAGUACAACAAAUGCCAUGCGUCAUGGUGACAUUCAAUAAACAGACAUGUCCAUUCAUGAAUAAGAUAAUACUCGCUCACCAGGUUAUUAACCAACCUGGGAUAAUAGCUUGAUCCGAUGUUACGCUUUAAGUCCAGAGCAGAUUGUGUGUGGGACAGAGGGGGAACAGCUGAGACCCAAAAGAGAAACUAACAGUUAAACAACGGGACUCACCGCGGGAAAGCAGUCUCUCGACUCUCCUUUGGAGAGCUUCGUCAUCUGUGCACAGGGGGUCUGCAGCUUUUUCCAGACACCACGAGAGAGGCGCACAAUAACAGGUAAUGUAGAUUAUGGAUUGUUAGACUUUUUCCCAGCAGCUACGUAAUAUAACAAAGACUUUGUAGAUAUUUGAUUUAAAAGACUAAUUAUUUCACCCACAGCUUUUUGAUUUAAAUGAUAGGUCAAAGAUCAUAACAAAACUAAAAUUUCUCACACAAAAAGAAAAAUACAUUGAGGCUUGUUGCAUUUGCAGGUCCCUCCAUGUGUAAAAUAAUAGUAGCAUCAAGACUGAAGGUCACACAAGAACAUAGAACAGCCCAGCAGAGCUAACAGGGAGGCUGUGUGUUGAGGGUCAGAUGUUACUAUAAUUGGGUAUUUGCAUUGUUUUAAUAUAUUUUUGCAUUAUAUAAAAUGAAUUUUUACGCUUAGUUUAGAACAUUUAGUUUUGUUGUUGAUCCUUUCAGCUUUGGAUGCCUGUGUGAUAAGAGGACAAUAAUUCCCGUUUCUUAAUUCGUCUGGGAACGAGGGGUAAUCUCAUUCACUUAUUUAAGUUGUAAAACUUUCAGACAUGGUGUGUUAUGAAUAAUGUGAAGACAGCCAGGUUCUGUCACAGUGCGCUUUUGGUUUAAGCUGCACAAAUCAACACUUUUGUAUCAAUUUAUCUGAAACUGUGCUGCUGUCUCCCCAUUAGCUCAACAGAGACUUUUACCAUGUUCAACUUCUUAAUGUUGCUUUUGGUUUUAAGCAUUAUAGUUUCUACUGGCUGUCACAACCAAGACAACUGUAAAGUACCUUCCCAACAUCAAACAUCAGUUAACUCUAGCAGCUAAUAAGAAGCUAAAGAGGCCAAGGAGUUAAAGCCUUUGUCCUUUAAGAAAUGUCUGGAAACCAAAACAGGUACGGUGUGUAAAUUAGACGACCAUUAAAAUAAAUCAUGGCAAGACUUGCUAGUUUUAGUGGCACAUGUACAAACACAUUAGCCAGAACAUGAUUCAAGGGAAAAACUUUGCUUAUGCCAACAGAGACAGGAGUGAAUUUAGUAACUUCACAAACAGAAAAUCUUUGUCCAUCACAGAAGAAACUCUAAUUUCAUCCACACAGGUGUCCAACUUUACAUGGAUCAAAUGCCUCAUCGAAAACACUUUCAGAUGAGCAUACCGUUUAAUCAUUUUGUACACACUUUCGUCAUAUUUAUAAUUUUACCUGUGACCUACAUGGCACUGUCACUUUAACACGGAUAGAGCCGACGGUGAUUACACCUGAUUACAAAGCCAUUUCUGAAAUGACUUUGAGGCAUCAGCUUUAGGUCAGUUCUACCAGGACUGUGCUCCUGGUAAACCAGCUUUCGCAGAGGCAAAGUUUUUAUUUAACUGUGUGUGUGUGUGUCAUCUUUAUGUGCCAUCUGCUUAGGUUUAUUUGUGUUUAUGUGUUGCCACAGGAGAGACAAUGAGCACUGGAAGAGUUCGAAGUGUGGGGAAGGACAAGUGCAGGUAAGAUCAAAAUCACAUGGACCUCUUAUCUAAUUGUUCUCUCGUGUUUGGAACAGGGCGUAAAAUAAUCUCUGAGCAAAAGCACAGACUUCAGGCGUAGAAAGCACCUGUUCAGACUGGAAAGCACAGAAAAAAAAGAAGGUAUUACCCUGCUCUGUGGAGUCUGGAUUGCCUAACCUUCGUAAGUAGCUUUGCGACUGCUGGUUCUGAGUCCUACCUCGGCUCUGUGACAAAACUUAAAUAGUUCUUUAUUCAUCUUUUCUCACUGGACCGGUGACCCUCCUUGGUUAUCCACUUAACACUUCUGCUUGCUAAAGAAUGCGCUCUAAGUCUCUGCAUGUGACGCUGUUACAUGAAGAGGCAGGGGGAAACGAGGCACUUAAGAUUAGCUUUAUUCAAAUGUUCAAGUUAUUGCAUGAAAGACUUUUCUGGUUGUUUCCAUCCCUGAAAUUUCCUCUCCAACUCCCAGAUCAGAUUAAAUGCUUCUGACCUUAGCAAUAAAAAUAGUAAAUAAAAGCACCUACAGAGAACCAUCAAAUCCAUUCUUCAUCAAACUGAAGGCACUAAAGCUCAAGGAUUUGGUCGACCUCAAAACAAUUCAGAUCAUGUACGAAGCAAAUCAGAAUCAGUUACCACAGGGCAUCCAAAAGUGAUUUCAAAUAAGAGAAAACAAACAUAAUCUCAGGGGAAUAUGCAUUUUUAACAAACAAUCUGUACGUACAAACACAAAAAUGCACUGUAUAUCAGUCAAAGGAGUUAAUCUGUGGAACAGCUGCAGCGAAGAAAUGAAAACCUGCAGAUUCAAACUUAUUUUUAUAAACCACAUUCUGAGUGGAUAUAAGAGAGAAACAGAAACAACGUGCUUUUGUUUCUGAUAUAUUUCCUUUCUUCUGUGCUGUUAUUCCUACACAUGCUCUGACUGAUUAAAUUAUAGUAAGACAACAAUAAAGGUGUAGGACUAGAUAAGUUUUAUCAACUUCAUCCUUCACCAUUUUGAACAAAGUAUGAUUAUCUAUGUUGCUCAAAGCCGUGUCUUUAAUUGUUACCGGAGCACAUUGUAAAUUGUAUUGAUUUUGUUAGUUUUUUUUAACCUGUUUGAACAAACAAAUAAACUCAAACUAUUAUGAUCAUUUUGUUUGAACAAGACCAAAUAAAAACAGGAUGUGAGAAUGUAAAGUUAGAGUACUUUUACCUCUAUAAAAAUGUGAAGAGUAUCUAAAUACUAGCUUUUAGAGUACUUUACCCAAAUAAUCAUAAUAAAUCAGAUGUUCAGUGUAAAUUAAAUUGGCUUGUACUGCUGUAAUACCAUCUGGGACCAAACUUGGUAUUUGUAAUCUCACCACUUGUGCUUACAAAAUCUCUAAACCAUUAAGGUGUUUGAAAGAAUGCGUCAGAGCUGCUGAUUGCUUAAUGUAGCCUAUUAUGUGCCUGCAAAUCUUUUAUGUAAUGUCCACUUUUUCUGUGCUGUAACACUGUUAGGUAAAAGUGAGCUUUUCUUCCUAGAAUUAAAAAAUAAUAAUAAAACAACAGCACCAAAGCUGACUGCACUGUAUGCAGCCCCUCACCUCUUUCAUAUAUAACCUUUCACCUAUAUGAGAUGAGGCUGGAUUGAGGCCAAAAGAAGCUCAUGCUUUAGUGCACUAUUGUCUCAAAUGUAGUGCAUGAACGUUUGUGGAGGUUUGCAUUCAUUGUGCUCAGCUGAUGGAGUGCCUGUAUAGUAAACCUCUUAGGAAACUGUAGGGUUAUUUAAGUCUUGCAACAAUACUCACAUAAUGAUGGAGGAUCAGCCACCGGCCAGCCUCCUCUCCUCUCCAUGCGAGUUCUUUCUCACGCACCAACACACACACAUGUUCACAUGCCCGUCUCCUGCCUGCGAUUAUAAUCCAAAUCUGACUCAAUCAUGCCCACAUUCCUGAGUCGGCCCCGCAGCUUUGUCAGUCGUUGCUCUGUUGGUGCGUGACCACAUGGGGCUGUGACACGGACAUGGGCUGUAACAAACCGGAGCAGCAGACUCCUGGACUCUCGGUAUUUGGAGAAACCUGAAUCAGAAGCUGCCUGUGGGCACGUGCGGAGGGAUUCGUACCAGGAGUCAGUUCAUGUUACUGCAAGAGGCCUCCCAUGGCUGCGACCAAAGACAACUGAGGAGAACUCCAGCAAAUAGACUUAUCCCCUCCACUGGACUUGUUUUUUUGGGGACAUACAGGUAACACAUUUUUUAAAGUUUAAACAACAUGGAGGAUUUUAACGAUGGUCCACGGCUGCGCUCGGACAGCAUGGGCAGCUCUGCGUCUCAGAGCUCCAGGUCCAAGACGCUCCUCCGGCAGCGGCUCAACCAGCUGCUCACCUGUAUAGAGGACAUGAGCUCUGACGACGAGGCCAGUGAGGAAGUUUCCCGCACUCUGGAUGAGGCCUUUCAGCUGUGUGGGCGCUACUUCCCCUCAGACGCUUUCAGGUUGACAUAUCACAUAUCCUUAUUCUUACAUAUUUACAGAGAUACAUACACAGGAGGUGUUCAAACUCUCUCAACCUACCGAAGAUAUAAGGCUAAGAGAAAUAAGGUCCCGUAGAGAAAGACUCAAAAGGCUGAAAUAGAAAUGCAAAACCUGAGGAAAUAAGUAAAGAUGCAAUAAAUGUGGAUUAUGUCUUUUCCUUUAACUGUUUUUUCUUUUUUUUUUCUUUUAAAUAAGGCUAAGUUCAUUUUAUAAAAUUAUUUAAAUAACGACUUCUGUGUUUUAACCUCAGUAGGGGAGAGUAGGUUAAGUUGAGCCACUCCCCGUUGCUUGUAAAUGGUUAAAGAGAUUGAUCAUGUGACCAAAUAUUUAGGAGAUGGGCACCAAUUCAUGGAGUCUGUGAAGGUUAGAAGCACAUGGGUGAGGGUUAGACAUUUAUUUACAAAAAAAAAAAUUCACUCUUGAAAGUGAAUUUAAUCUGUCAUAAAUUUUAUUAGAAUUGUGUUCAGACCAAAAAAGAUCAUUUUAAAUUUGUUUUAUACAUCAAUUGUGGUAUCUAUGAGCUACAACAUGAGGUCAAAAACAUAACAUAAAGGUCCACCAUUUCAGUUUAGAGGACUAUAAAGUCACAAUAGUAGUUCUGAGGUAAACUGAGCCAGUGGCUCAACUGAGAAAGUAAAAGAGUCUGAUGAGAGAAUCAGAGUUCAGUUCUCCCCUACAGUUUAUUUUGAAAUGAUUUCAAUUAAAUGAAUCAGAUAUGAAAUUAAAGGCCAUUGAAGCAUAAAAUAAAUUUAGUCUGGCAUUGUUAAUUUAUCCCAGGCUCAUUUGACUCAUAACACUGUGCUUAAACAAUGAUUUAAAAUUAAAAAUGUAAAAAAAAUCUUCAAAGCUAGAGUCUUUAUUUAAAGAAAAACUCACCAUAAACCUGAUUGUUUGAUAUUUGUUUUUAAUUUGACUGAUUUUUUUUGGUCUAACCCUCUGCCAGACUGCACAUGGUGACCUGGAACGUUGCCACAGCAGAACCCCCUGAAGAUGUCACCUCUUUGCUGCAGCUGGAUGUACAGCCCCCCACAGACCUCUAUGUGAUCGGGUAAGAAGUAAAAACACACUGAUGCUAGAGGUUAGACUGAAGGAUCAAAGUGCCUCUUUUAAUGAUCUAGCAACAUAUGUCAGCCUGUUGGGUGUUACAUUGUGUUGUGUUGGUGUGUGUGUCAGCCUGCAGGAGGUGAACGCUACACCUGUGAGGUUCAUCUCUGAUCUGCUGGUGGAGGACUCCUGGAGCCACCUCUUUAUGGACACACUGGCACCCAGAGGCUUUGUCAAAGUAAGAGAGAAAUGAGGGAGAAAAAGACUGCUGUAAACAGAGAGUUACAUUUUUAUGUCUGUUCUGUGUGGAGCGCCUGAAAUAGACAUAUUAUAGUUUAGUUAGGUAAACCAAAAUAUGUCUAAGAAUUUAUGGAGUUGCAUGGCCUAAAAAUGUCUAAGUACAAUUUUUGGAUAUUGUGUAAAUAUUUUUUAAAACUUUUUGUUCAAUUUGAUUCUUAAAUACAUUUCAUUUAAAGUUCCUGUCAGUUUUUUUUGAUUUAGUGAAAAAAAAAAAAUCAUAUUGAUGCUUUUUCAUGAUAUCCAAUGGCAAACAAGACCAUCAGCGACAAGAUUAAAGAUUUUUAUAUACUCAUUUUAAAGGCCUCAAAUCAAUGCUGGGGGGUAGGUAACAGCCAAGCAGCUGAAACACUUUUCAUUUAAAAUAUUGAGAAGAAAUGCAACAUUUGACUAUCAAUAAUCAGCAGGAUGAGAUUUCUGUCUCUACUAAAACAUGUUCAGGACAUGAAAAGCAAAGACUACUUUGUCCACAGGGGUAAGUGGACACACACCAAAAGUCCCUUUAAAGGAUCAAAUUCAAGGACAUGACUUUACUUUGGAUAAUGUUCAUUUUAGAUGGUGUAUUUCCACACAUUUUCUCUCAAGGACACAUUUUCCUCAAGAUUUGACCUCCUUUUGGAUAAGUCUAUAUCACUCUACAGUAAAUGUACUUAACAAAGGACAUUACAUUCAUUUAACCUCUGUUAUACUGCUGAAACACAACUUCUAAAUAGGGGAAAGUCUGACAAUGUUCAGAUUUUUCAGACAAGAUGUAAACACAACUACAUUUUCUUUUUUGUUAUUAAAGUUUUUAUUUUUCCUUCUGAAAAACAGCAUACAGAUAGUAUAUCCAAUGUAGUUUUACAAAAUAUACACACAACUACAACUACAUUUUCUAUUGAUUUACACUAUUUCUAUCACUUAUUAAAGCUACUGUGAUAAACUUUUGAUCUGGGCUGUUUUUUCUGGCUGCUUGGCUAAUGCCUACCCCCCUUGCAGCGAAUGCAGCCUUUAAAAUGAACUCAUCAAUCUUGUCACUAACACUCUUGUUUGCUUCUUGGUAUCAUGAAAAGGCCGUUAUAUGAAUUUAAGCUCAUUCCAGAAAGAUAAAAAAAACACCUUACGGGAGCUUUAAGUUGUGUAUUUAAAUCUUCUCAAAAAAAUAUUGUUAAAUGUCACAUGAUGAAAAGGGAAAAAUUGUCUGCAAAGAUCAAAUAAGCCUACUAUAUGAAAUGAAUGUUGAAUAAAAUCAGCCUCCAUCUGUGUGCAGGUCACAUCAGUGAGGAUGCAAGGUUUGCUGCUACUGGUUUUUGCCAAACAGGCUCAUCUCCCCUUCAUCAGAAACAUCCAGACCACCUACACUCGCACCGGCAUCUUUGGCUACUGGGUAAGAAAGUCCAACAACAGACAACAGCACCACUAAACUGUGCACACCAGGAAUUCCAUUGACAUCAGAUGCUGUGGGGUAUGAAAGGCCUGUUGUGUUUGAGAAGCGGAGUGUGUAUGAGCUUUGAUAGGAUGAAAGUCCAGUAAUGAACAGUGAAGCCAGUGAGGUUACAGUGGGACAAACACUUGCGAGUCAGAUGGUUUAAUUCUUAAUGAUGCAAACAUUACAUAAACAUUUUUACUCUGGUUGAAUGAAAGUUAAUAUCAAUGUAGUUUUAGACUUCGAAGUUAGACGUUUAGACUAAGAAUCCACAACUUUACAUGUCUGCAUUAUUUAUUCAUUUUUUACACAUUAUUCGAAUUGUUGUGCGUCUUUCACUUUACUCUUUCCCACCUUCUUUGUUUGUCUGCCUCAGGGAAAUAAAGGUGGUGUGUCCAUGCGUUUCUCCUUCUAUGGUCACAUGGUGUGCUUCCUAAACUGCCACCUCAUGGCACACAUGAACUACGCACUGCAGCGUGUUGAUGAGUUUGAGUACAUCCUGGACACACAAGAGUUUGACAUCUUAGACACACCCUACGUCCGUGACCACAAGUCAGUAUGUCCAAAUGAACACAAAGUGCUCAAUACAGAUGCCAUUGAAAUAUAUGCAGCAUUGGUUGUUGAUUAGCAGCCGAAAUAAAGCUCCAUGUCCUUCACAGGGCGUUGUUCUGUUUGGGUGAUCUGAACUUCCGUAUCGCCGACCACGGUUUGCACUUCCUCCGCUCGUCCAUCAACAGUGGACGUCUUCAUUUGCUGUGGGAGAGGGACCAGGUGAGCUGUGUUAAUAAGCACACACAGACACACAUUUGCACCACCACUCUCACUCGCUAACAUGUUUCAUGGCUCUACAGCUCCUCAUGAUGAAGAAGAAAGAACCUUUCCUGCAGGAAUUUGAGGAAGGGCCACUGAAUUUCAAACCCACCUACAAGUUUGCCCGUAACUCUGAUACCUAUGACACCAGGUAACGUGUAACAAACAGUGUCUUUUACAGGAAUAUUCAUCUCAUUCCACAAACUCCACCUUAUUUCUGUUUGGAUUUUGCACAGCUCUCAGAAGACAUGGUUGCAUUUUAAGUAAGACACACUUGUUUUUUCUGUGUUGCAUGCCCCACAUUCCCUUAUUUCCUAGUCACUGCACCAUCUGUCCUUUUUCCUCAAGUGUUUGCCACCACUUCUUUAGCUCACACCCCAAAAUAAACAAAUGGGAACUCAGAGCAUACAUAGCUUAGUUUGGAGCAGCUCUUUCAGAGUCAAAUCCAAUCCUGACACCAGCACACGUGUGUGUGUCUCUCUCAGAAAGAGCACUUUGGCUCUGCCCCUAACCAUGUACAGACCCAGACCCCUGCAGCGCUGCAGCACCACCCUCUUCUUCCUCCUCUCCUCCAUCUCCUGGGGGAUGCUCUCUUUCUGGUUGGGGGCUUGGUACAGGGAGCUAAACCCGCAAAGGUGGGUGUCUCCAUUGAUAAGCAGUAGGAAUAUGUUAGGGCCCUUUGUUGUAGAAUAAUCACCUGGAAGGUUAUACACAUAUAACCUUUACAUAGAAAUAAUGGAGACACAUUAAAUCAACAAGACUUCAAAGGUUUAUUUAACACAAUAAUGUUGAACUGCAGUCACUCCCUCCUGCACACCCCUGUUGUUUGUCCCUGCAUAUUUAACAUUAUUAUUGUUAUAGCAAAUGUGCUCAUAGAUAACACUUCAGUACCAUCUCGAAUGAUACUGUUAACCCUAACAUCCACUUUUUCUCCACAGCAUGCUUCACUGUCACCUCAGCUCUGCACUGUAUGUGCGUGUGCAACUAGUCUGUGUCCUUAAAGGGAUAUUCCAGCAUAAAAUUUAUUUAUUUAUCUCUCAAGAGAUGAAUGUUGCCAACCGCUUGCUUUUCUAGUUAUACCAACUUUAGUGACGACCGCACCAUAGCAAUACACAGCGGUGUGAGGAGCCAUCAACAAACCUCAACCAAAAUCCUACCCUAUAGCCACAAAUAAUGCUCAGAACAGCACCUAACUUCAUCAACAGUACAUAUAGAGUCCCAGCCAUAGUACUAGCCACCAAACAUCUUUUUAACUUUACCUAAUUUCUUUAGCAAAGAGACUAAACACAACUCACCCACUCUCUUCCAGCAGCCGUUUAUUUGUAGCAAGACCUCGGGCCAGUCCAUUACAGACUACAGCGGGGUGACACAGUUCAAGGAAGAACAUUUAUGACCAUUACUUUAUCAUUUCCUUGAAGUAGCAAUCCCCAUAUCAAUCAAUUUUCAGCGCAGACGUGGUAGUUCUUCUGCCUCAGCGUCUCCAUCUGAUUGCAUUUCCAUGAAGAAAUGAUCAUAAAUGUUCUUCCUUGAGCUGCGUCACCCCACUGUAGUCUGUAAUGGACUGGCCUAAGGUCUCUGUACAAACAAGCGGCUGCUGGAAGAGAGUGGGUGAGUUGUUUUUAGUCUCUUUGCUAAAGAAAUCAGGCAAAGUUAAAAAGAUGUUUGGUUGCUAGUGCUAUGGCUAGGACCCUAUAUGUACUGUUGAAGUUUUAUUCUAAGCAGUAUUUGUGGCUAUGGAGUGGCAUUUUAGUUGAGGUUUGUGUGUGGCUCUCAGACCGCUGUGUAUUGCUAUCCUGUGGUCGUUACUAAAGUUGGUAUAACUAGAGAAGCAAGCAGUCGGCAACAUUCAUCUCUCGAGGGGGUGUCUAACUCUGUGUUACGGUGUGUUUGAGCCUAAAUUAAUUUUACGCUGGAUAUUCCCUUUAAAGAGCAUUGUGUCCAAUAGUUACGUAUGUUGUUACUAUGGUUGGCAUGGAAUUGUGACCUGUCAGGUAAGCAUUAGUAACAGAAAAGUUUGUUUUGAAUAUUGGAGAUUGUUGAAUUCUGUUUUCUUGUCUUUGCUCAGUGGCAAGAAGAGGAAACCUGCCUGGACUGACCGGAUCCUCUGGCGUAUCAAACCCAAAACUCCUCCAUCAGAGAGUAAUGAUGAUGAUGAUGAAAAGGCAUCAACUUCUGCUGAUGAUGAAAUCGAUGAGUAUCCACUCCUGGUCACUCAGGACAAAUACACCAGUGACAUGAGCUAUGGAGUCAGUGACCACAAGCCUGUCAUUGCAACCUUCAGUUUGGAGGUGAGAGCAGACUUACUGUAAGACACCAGGACCCACAUAUCGCCUUUCAUUCCUUCAAAAUAAGAGUUUGAACUUUGUCGUCAAAACUCAUCCUCUUCUUUCAUCUUGCAGCUGAGAAAGCACUUUGACACACCUUUGGUGCACAUAUCUCCUCUGGGUGUAUGGAGCGCUGACCAGGAUGCACUUCUUACUUAUACAGUCCAAGAGGAUUUUGAGUCCUCCACAUGGGACUGGAUUGGCCUGUACAAGGUAUUUUUGUUGAAAAUGAAGUAAAACAAACAUACACAGUAGAUGGAUCCACACUCAUUUUGUUGCUCUCUGCAGAUGGGAUUCAAGAGUGCAUCUGAUUAUGAAACCUUUGUUUGGGUGAGAGAGGAUGACUUGCCAGAGACAAAUGAAGUCAUACAGGUGAUGUAAAAAAGAGGAAAAUGUUUCAUGUUUACACAAAUACUCUAAAAAUUUGAUUUUAAUGUCUUUGUGUGUGUGUUUGAUGCAGAUAUCUGUGGAUAAGAAUCGCAUCCCUCUGCUGGGAGGACAGUAUGUUUUGGGCUACUUCAGUACAAACAUGCAGAGCAUCAUUGGCCUCAGUGCUGACUUCCAGGUGACUCUUAUAAUCUCAUAUCUCAUAACUCAAGCUGUGAGUUUCAUCAGAAUUAGCAUACAUCUUUUAACUGUUUUUUUCCAGCCAAUAAGAAUAAAGGCUUGACUAGCCAAAAAACAGUCAUCUAUCAAACCAGAUAGUAAAAAGAUGGCUGUUUCACCGAACAUUUCUGCCACAGCUGAGUUUAAUUCAAUAAAUUGUACAGAUAAAAAGAUGUUUAUGGAUGACAACUGAGUUUCUUUGGUGAAAAAUCUCUCUUUGUUUCAACCUUUUAGAUACUAGAGUCAAAGCGUGCUGUGAUGGAAGGUCUCGUCCCUGAGAACGUCAACGGGCUCAACAAAUAAAAAUAAAAUGAAGGCUGUGCCCCAUCCGAUUCAUAUUCUCGGGAAAUCCUCCAGGAAUUGAUCCAGACUUUUAAUAUUUCCCAAGAGAAACUUUAUCAUUUAAGGUGGACAGGCUGAAAACAGCCACCACUCCAUGCUGUUUUAUUGGACUUGAACUGUAUUUUUUUGUUUCAGACUUUGCCUUAAGAGUUCACAUAAAGUUGAACUGGCUCUUACUGGAAUAGUUUCCAUACAGAGAAGGCUAAUCACUAUAAUGAGUCUCUGUAAGCUUAUCCACAAGCUUUUCCUGCCAGUUUGAGGAGAAAAUACUGAGAAAAAAAAUGAAAUUAGUGGACAUGCACUGCAGGUCAAAAAAGUCCUUGGUCAAGUUGUAUUUGGAGAUUAUUUUACAUGGUUUGUCUUUGUUUACAGAUGAUUGUACGAUUCAAAGUAUAGAAAAAUCUAUAUUGAUGCAGGACAUCUAAGGUCAGGAUGAGUAAAAUGCAGCUCAGAAGUCUUGCUAUGGAUCAUUUUUAACAACAAUUGGACCCAAUAGGGAGAAAUUGAAAAAUGUAAUGUGGAUUUUGAAGUAAACUACAUUCAUAUAUUAUAUUACUGUAGAUAUUCAAAAUAUGUAUAUGAUUAUAUGAGCCUGGCAGGUACCAUAAAGAACCUUAAUGCAGUAGCAGAAUCAUAAUGAGAACAUAUAUUUGUAAUGAAGUUGGAUUAAAAAUGCUUAAUGAUUUGUUAUUGAUUGAUCUUGCUCGAAGCCUCUCAGCUGUAGCUCCUCAGAUCAAUGUGAAGCAAGCUCUUGUCAUGUGGUUUGGAAAGUGAUUAUUGUUGUCAAAGAAGAACAAAGUGCCAGAUUUCUGUGUUUUCUGACUCUGUGUGUGCAUGUUAAAGUGAAAAUGGAUGUAUUUAGUUGUCAGACUGAUGAAUUUAUUGAAAAAGUAG
Molecule: messenger RNA, 11965 nt
Organism: Xyrichtys novacula (pearly razorfish)
Lineage: Eukaryota; Metazoa; Chordata; Actinopteri; Labriformes; Labridae
Source: the annotation of a GenBank genome assembly